Messenger RNA from Penaeus chinensis, 3022 nucleotides. It is a transcript of the gene Dgkepsilon, whose product is annotated as diacylglycerol kinase epsilon-like. Lineage: Eukaryota; Metazoa; Arthropoda; Malacostraca; Decapoda; Penaeidae. Gene Ontology annotation, molecular function: ATP-dependent diacylglycerol kinase activity. The coding region runs from base 1274 to 2854 and encodes 526 amino acids. The transcript has 12 exons. The record is from RefSeq and is a predicted model, not a curated record.
GGAAGAAAUACCUGUUCCAUAUUGGAUGUUCAGAUAUUUAUUACUUUAUUAUUAUAAUUUUUUGGGGGGGGAUUGUUGUAUAUGUCGUCUUGUAUAGUUAGAUAAUGACUAUUUUAAUUGUAUAUUAGAAUAUAUCAGUCAUAUGUUUUUUGUUUUAAUGGGAAAUAGCUGUAUUUGUAGUAUGCAUAUGAUAUCAACUAUUGAAUCCAUACAAGGUAUUGAUUCCUCUGGCCUAUAACAUACCACAUAAUAUGUAGCAUUUUGUCUUACAUGAAUUCAAUCUGGUAAUUUAGUACUCAUAUCUCCAUUUUGUAUAUGAAAAAUAAAGUGUGAUUCACUAUGAUAGUGUAAUUGAGUAGUAGAUUAGGGAAUAAGCUCUGUUGUAAAGACAAUGUUUGGGCUAUUUUUAUAUAUGUACAUUUUUUGUAAUCUGUUAUUUCGUAUGGACCUCUUUUGUGUAUGUGAAGUGACUGACUGAAGGUGAGGCAAAGGAAUUCAGUGUAGGGUUGGGAAUCCAGGUGGAUUUUAAAACUGUAGUCUCAUUUUCAAUAAAUCUAGUUUUUGUAUUUUGGGUUUUUCUACCAUAGUGAAAUAUAUGUUGUAGAUUUAUUUUUUACAUCUUAAAUACUGAAGGAAGAGCGGUAUUGUUUGCAGUUUUUGGUGUGUAAUUUAUUUUGGUUUUGGGGAUAUUGAUUGAUGUGGUAUCCAUACUAAACGUACAUACUAGUUCAUUUUUUAGGUAGGAUUCAGGAGUUAUAUUUUUGUACCCACUUCAGUUUUUUUUUUACAUGUUAAGUAAUAUUUUCAAUAUGUAAAUUAUACUCAUUUUGAAAUGAAUCCAUCUACAUUUAUUCAUUAAUGAGUAUAAAAAACGUAAGAAAUUUUCGAGCAAACCAAAACCAUUCCAGUUUUGCGAUGUAUUGUAACAGUAAAAGAUAUUUCAAUAUAUAUAUUUGUAUUAAAAGUGAAACAAGGAUGUUCACUCUCUUUAAGAUAAAAGGUAAUGUUAUCUCCUGUAAUCCAUAAAUUUUUUGAGAGCGUAGUACACACUCUUAUCUGCUCCUUGUACCCAAGAGAUAAGAUCAUUAGAGAUUAUUAAACAUAUCUGAUGCUAGAUAGAGAUUUGACCCAUUAGUUAUUAAGGAAAUGAGUUAUAAUUAUCUCCAAAAUGAUUUGUGAUUUGGAUCUUCAGUACACAACAGAUGCAAAGAAGAGAUAACACAGGCUAGCGGUUUGUGGCUGAGGCACAGAGGAUAAAUGCCUGACCAGCACAAUGGAUGGCUCAACCGGACAGAUCAUCUUCGGCAUCAUCUUCACCUUUGUGGUCACUGUUGUCAUCGUCAAGUUAGGCAAACGUUCCCUGCACCACGAUCUCCGAGCUCGUGAUGUCACCAAGGGCCAUCGCUGGUGCUACACAGGAAUGUUCUCUAGGCCUUCCUACUGCAACAUUUGCGAGACACUCAUCAUGGCAAGUGAUGGUGCUUUCUGCGACUCGUGUGGAGUGUGCGCUGACUCUCCGCAGUGCAUCAAGAAGGCCAACAAGAAGCUCCCUUGCAAAGUCAUAACCACAAAUGCCACAUCACACAAACACCAUUGGGUCAAAGGAAACCUGCCCUUCAAUGCCCAGUGCGAUGUCUGUGAGGAGGAAUGUGGUGUUGAACCAGAGCUGAGUGACUACUGGUGUUGCUGGUGUCACAGGUCUGCCCAUGAAAACUGCCUGAAACACUUGGCGGAGGUAUGUGACCUUGGGAAGCUAAACACUUGCAUCGUGCCACCAAACUGCAUUCGCCUGCAGACCCUGAGGAUGAGGAAACACCUUCUGAUCAAGGAAGCUCUCCAUCCGAGGAUCAACAAUUGGAGUCCGGUUAUCGUGAUUGGCAAUCAGAAAUCUGGCAGCAAUGAAUGUGCCAAGAUUUUGUCCUCGUUCCGAAGAUACCUCAACCCGGCACAGGUACUGGACCUUGCCGAGCGUCCCCCAGAAGAAGCCCUUGAGUGGUGCCAUUUGGUUCCGUCAGGAGUCAGGUGCAGGUUCAUUGUGGCCGGUGGGGAUGGCACUGUUUGCUGGGUCUUGAACGCCAUUCACAAAAUGAAAUUUGAGACAGAGCCUGUGGUAGGUAUACUACCUCUUGGGACAGGUAACGAUCUCUCUCGAGUGCUAGGCUUCGGCGAGGGUUAUUCUGGGGAUGUGGAUGUGGAGGAGUAUCUGCGGGAUCUGUUCCUGGCCUGUGAGACCAAGCUGGACAGGUGGAGGGUCCAGGUAGCACCAAAUAGGAGCUUGGGGAUCAGAUUGCCAGUCCGAGAGAUGUUUAUGAAUAACUACCUCAGCAUUGGAGUGGAUGCCCUUGUGACUCUCAACUUCCAUCGAGCCAGAGAGUCGCCGUUCUACAUUUUCAACAGCCGCACCAUAAACAAGAUGAUCUACUUCACCUUUGGCACCAAGGACGUGCUUGAACAUGAGUGCAAAAACCUCGACCAAAAGCUGGAACUGCACAUGGACGGCAAGAAAAUAGACCUUCCAAACAUCGAAUCCGUUGUAGUCCUCAACAUAGCCUGCUGGGGAGCUGGUGUGCGACCGUGGACACUUGGUGCUGGAGGAGCUGACGCCCCCAAGCAAGACUUUGGAGAUGGGUUGCUAGAGGUCUUCUGUCUGGUGUCGUCCUUCCACAUCGCGCAGCUGCAAGUGGGACUCAGCGAACCCAUGAGACUUGGCCAGUGCUCGUCGGUAAAGAUCUGCCUCAAAGGAACAGCUCCAAUGCAGCUUGACGGAGAGCCCUGGGAACAGCGACCGAGCACCAUCAGCAUCUCCUACAGCCACCAGGCGUCAGUCCUCAUGAGAGAGGAUUUGCCUGUGUGAAAGAAAAUCUGAAGCUUUCCGAGAAUCUAUGUCAACCAGCCUAGCUAGAAUUAAUAGUGAUAAUGACACUAAGAAUAAAGAUAUAAAAAACAGUGAAGAAUCACUUGUUUUUAUUUUGGAAAGAAAUUUUAUAGAUUAUGAAAAAGACAAGGAUUAGGGAGAGAGAAA